Molecule: messenger RNA, 1716 nt
Organism: Penicillium brevicompactum
Lineage: Eukaryota; Fungi; Ascomycota; Eurotiomycetes; Eurotiales; Aspergillaceae
Exons: 6
Coding region: 1-1716 (571 amino acids)
Molecular function (GO): protein binding
Source: RefSeq, a predicted model, not a curated record
AUGCGGUUUUUUGUGACAGCUCUUGCAUUCGCUCUCGCGUUAGAUAGCGCAAUGGGAGAAUGUAGUACUUUUCAAACCCAGAUCAAUGUCUCCAUGUGCAACUGGCAAGGGCUGCGCGCCACUGUUCUGCGCGACACACUCUACUUGGAUGGAGGGAAGUUAUGGUAUCAACGGGGAUAUGAUGACGGUUGCGUCGGAUACAUGGCGGAUGAUGCGUUGACCGCGAACCUCUACUAUCUCAAUCUUUCAACUCCUUUCAACACUAGCUCGGAUUUCAUGAGCACCCUCAGCAACAUGUCUAUCGCCGGCGGCGCCGCGACAAACAUAGCACCGAAUUACGUUAGCGGUUCAAUGCUGUCAAAUGACAAUGAGUUCUAUCUCUAUGGGGGUAUGAGUCGCAAUACAGACUCUAGUGACCCAGCUCCCGAAGAUCGCGUUCUCUCAUAUGAUGCUUAUCAGUACGGUGCAUACAAGAGCGUAUGGGCGGCAGGUUGGACACAGGAGUCGCUGUCUGAGAAUGUUACCCGACUUAUCACCAACGGAGCCGCAGCAUCUGCUCCGAGUGAAAAUCUGGGGUUCUACUUCAGCGGGAUGCGCGCCUCAGACUGGGGCGAAUUUACGCUAGACGACUCGAACGCCAACGUCACCGCCGAUACGCUCAUCACGGUGGAUAUGUCGACCAUGCGUUCGGGGGAGUGGAGCAACACCACACUACCGAGCUACAUUCCAGGACGCUCCAACGCAGAGCUGGUCUGGGUGCCAGUGUCCGAUUCUGGGGUCUUGGUCGCGAUUGGUGGAGUCAUUGACCCCAUCAGCAUUUUCCGCAAUCAAAAGUCGAACUCAACGCGGACGGAUGAAAGCAAAGCUAUUAGCCCAACAUUCAUGGACACGGUCUCGCUCUUCGAUGUUGAGAGCAAGACCUGGUAUCUGCAGAACACGACAGGCGACGUACCUCCACAGCUGACUGAGUUCUGCUCUGUACUUGCAAGUGCGGCAGAUGGUUCCUCUCACAACAUUUAUAUCUAUGGUGGAUAUAAUGGUCUUGAGUAUAAUGCGAACCCGUCAGACGAUGUGUACAUAUUGUCUUUGCCAUCUUUCAAAUGGAUCAAAGCGUACAGUGGGACGAGUACACACAGCCGCAGUGGUCAUCGAUGUCUUAAAGUGUACCCGGACCAAAUGCUGGUCGUUGGAGGGCAACACGUCGACCAAAGCAAAUGCCUAGAGGGUGGUGUCAUUGUUGACUUCAACCUCAACACUCUCAAGUUCCAGGACAAAUACGACCCGACCAGUUGGGGCGAAUACAAAGUUCCAGACUUGAUCACUGCUAAGAUUGGCGGCAACUCUGAUGGAGGAGCGACCACCACAGCUCCAUCCUCGUGGACCAACAGCUCUCUAGCCGGAGUUUUCGACAAGAAAUAUUCGAAGACUGUCGAGACGUAUUGGCCCUACAGUGCCUCUGCCGUUCCAGAAAAUGAUGGAGGAGGUGGUGGGUUUCCGGGUUGGGCUGGUGCAAUCAUCGGCGUGGUCCUCGGCCUGCUCAUCAUCGCAUUCCUCGUAGGCUUCUGGCUUUAUCGCCGACGUCGAAAUCAACGCCAGGCCAAAGAGGCCGAAAACGAAAAGGUCAAAGAGGAUGAGAAUAAGGAUCCACCGGCAUGGAUGUAUGGUGGUGGCCCAAGUUCCCCGGACCAGGCCCAACCUCCACAUCCACAGGCGUAG